Theobroma cacao (cacao) is the source of this 1005-nucleotide messenger RNA. Its product is annotated as acireductone dioxygenase 2. NCBI's taxonomy places the organism in Eukaryota, Viridiplantae, Streptophyta, Magnoliopsida, Malvales, Malvaceae. Gene Ontology annotation, molecular function: acireductone dioxygenase [iron(II)-requiring] activity. The record is from RefSeq and is a predicted model, not a curated record.
UGGUCUUUCCAUAUUUACUAUUGGGCAUUUUUUAAACCCGUCCUCAGAUUCUCCUUCUCCUCCUUGUGGCGUUACCUUAAGGCGUUUUGGAAGAACAGAGAUAUUUUUUUAUUCCUUUGACAGGAACUAAAAAAGGAGCUGAGAAACAUGGGUGCUUCCGAUAAGGAUUUGAGGGAGGAAGUGAUUCAAGCAUGGUACAUGGAUGAUAGUGAUGCAGAUCAGAGGCUUCCCCAUCACCGUGAACCUAAGGAAUUUGUAUCUUUGGAUCAACUUGCUGUACUUGGAGUACUCAGUUGGAGAUUGGAUGCUGAUAACUAUGAAACUGAUGAGGAAUUGAAGAAAAUUCGUGAUGAUCGUGGUUACUCCUACAUGGACUUCUGUGAGGUUUGCCCAGAGAAGCUGCCAAAUUAUGAAGAGAAGAUAAAAAAUUUCUUUGAAGAACAUCUUCAUACUGAUGAGGAGAUUCGUUACUGUGUGGCAGGAAGCGGUUAUUUUGAUGUCAGGGAUCACAAUGAUCAAUGGAUUCGUGUGUGGGUGAAGAAAGGAGGCAUGAUUGUGCUACCUGCUGGGAUUUAUCAUCGCUUUACACUUGAUACAGACAACUAUAUUAAGGCAAUGCGGCUCUUUGUUGGUGAUCCAGUAUGGACUCCUUACAAUCGUCCUCAUGAUCAUCUUCCUGCAAGGAAGGAGUAUAUUGAAAACUUUUUGCAGAAGGAAGGUGGUGGUCAAGCUGUUGAUGCCGCAGCAUGAAAUUAGCAUUUGCCUCUGUAUUGGGUCUUCAAAACUACUAUAAAUAGGAAACCCUGGAAUUGGUUGUACCAAACAAGUGUAGGCUUGUGUGCUUGUACUGCGUGGUUAUGUGUGGGUCAUUUUACUUACCUGUAUGGCUUGUUAUAUGUAGCUUGCUACAUUACUAUUCCAUACCAAGAACUGGCAUGUUAUUUGCUACAGUCUCGUAAUGAUCAAGUACAUUGUACAUUGCUGGUUGUGUUUUCUGCCUCAAAA